This is a messenger RNA of Vanessa tameamea, 3369 nucleotides long. RefSeq names its product fumarate hydratase, mitochondrial-like. Lineage: Eukaryota; Metazoa; Arthropoda; Insecta; Lepidoptera; Nymphalidae. The transcript has 10 exons. Gene Ontology annotation, molecular function: fumarate hydratase activity. Gene Ontology annotation, biological process: malate metabolic process; fumarate metabolic process; tricarboxylic acid cycle. The coding region runs from base 260 to 1696 and encodes 478 amino acids. Gene Ontology annotation, cellular component: tricarboxylic acid cycle heteromeric enzyme complex; mitochondrion. The record is from RefSeq and is a predicted model, not a curated record.
UUUGAAGGGGACGACAGUCUAGCUCGGCGUGGCGAAACUUGUUUUACGUAUAUAUAACGCAGAGAUAAAAUUGUUCGCGUAUUUGAUCUUACCAGAAAUAACUGGCUGUAGCGUGUUAAAAACUUCGGAACACAUAAAACCUCUUUUAAGUUUUGACAUUGCUGACAGUUUUCGUUACGUGUGGAGUUUUUUUUUAUUAUUUUACGAAAUUUUAAGUUGAUAUUAUUUUAGGGAUUUGAAAUUAUACUGUUUUAUAAUAAUGGCGUGUACAGUUUGUAUGUAUGAUGAGAAUAAACCGGUGAAAAUGAGGAAGGAACGGGAUACGUUCGGUGAAUUGGACGUGCCGGAUGACAAAUUGUACGGCGCUCAGACCGUACGUUCCGUGAUGAACUUUCCGAUCGGCGGUAUAGAGGAACGGAUGCCCUAUCCAGUCAUUGUUGCUUUCGGAAUCCUAAAGAAAGCAGCGGCGAAAGUCAACAUCGAAUUCGGCCUCGACAAAAAAAUUGCUGAUGCCAUAAUGCAGGCCUGUGAUGAUGUGAUCUCCGGCAAGCUGUACCGCGAGGGUCACUUCCCUCUCGUCAUCUGGCAGACUGGUUCGGGCACUCAAUCCAACAUGAACACGAAUGAGGUAAUUUCAAAUCGCGCUAUCCAAAUCCUCGGCGGGAAGCUCGGCAGCAAGGACCCGGUGCACCCGAACGACCACGUGAACAAGUCACAGAGUUCGAACGACACGUACCCAACCGCCAUGCACAUCGCCGUCGCCAUGGAGCUGCGGGACCGCCUGAUGCCGGGCCUGGUGGCCCUGCGGGACACCAUGGACGCCAAGUCGAAGGAAUUCGAUAAGAUUAUCAAGAUCGGCAGGACGCACCUGAUGGACGCGGUGCCGCUGACGCUGGGGCAGGAGUUCAGCGGGUACGCGACGCAGCUGGCCUACAGCGCGGAGCGCGUGUGCGCCGUGCUGCCGCGCCUGCACUACCUGGCGCUGGGCGGCACGGCCGUCGGCACCGGCCUCAACACGCGCAAGGGCUUCGCCGAGAAGUGCGCCAAGGAGAUCGGCAACCUCACCGGCAUUCCAUUCGAAACCGCGCCCAACAAAUUCGAAGCGCUCGCUUGUCACGAUGCAAUGGUGGAAGUAUCUGGAGCCCUCAACACCAUCGCCGUCUCCUUGAUGAAGAUAGCCAACGACAUCAGGCUGCUGGCGUCCGGACCUCGCUGCGGUCUCGCUGAGCUCAUGCUGCCCGAGAACGAGCCCGGAUCUUCCAUCAUGCCUGGUAAGGUGAACCCGACGCAGUGCGAGGCGCUGACGAUGGUGGCGGCGCAGGUGAUGGGCAACCACGUGGCGUGCUCCGUCGGCGGCAGCAACGGACACUUCGAGCUCAACGUGUUCAAGCCCAUGAUCGUGUCCAACGUGCUCAGGUCCAUUAGGCUCAUUGGUGACGGUUGUCAGGCGUUCAACAAGAACUGUGCUGUUGGCAUCAAAGCGAAUACGACCCAAAUCAACAAAAUCAUGCGCGAGUCCCUCAUGCUUGUAACGGCACUUAACCCACAUAUCGGAUACGAUAAGGCUGCCCAAAUCGCCAAGACAGCACACAAAGAAGGCGGUACACUCAAGGACACAGCUAUCAAGCUAGGCAUCCUAACAGCUGAGCAGUUCGACCAGUGGGUCAAGCCCGAAGACAUGCUGGGACCUAAGUAGAUGUCUAGAAGUGAAAUGAAAACCUUAUGUAUGACAAUAGCUUUAUUACAUAAAGUAUAUGAACAUUGAAAUGGUUAUUUGUUGUUACAUUAAAAUACAUAUUUUUAAUAUAUGUUGGAAUUUUACAUGGGGUAGGAAUAAGUGAUAGUGCACGGACUACUUUUGACUUACCACUUGAGAAGUAUUUUUUAAUAGGAAACGGAAACAUGCUUUUUGUUUUUUUUCAGUAAAGACAUUAAAAAGGUGCAUUUCAGUAAAGACAUUUAAAAGUUAUCCUAUAUAGAGUCUUAUGGUAAAACAGAAUGUAGUGCAAGUUUCCUAUGCUAUCUGCCCCAUUUCAAAUGUUAAUUUUGUAUUGUAUUGUAUUCAUUAAUAAAGUUGUAAGAUUUUAUAUUCAUUUAUUUUCAAAAACAUAAUCUAUUUACAAACAAACAAUCAUUUUAAUGCAGAAUGUGUAAACUUUGUGAAAUGUAUUUAUAACUGUAUAUACAUUGAAUAUAGUUUUCUUUGCAAAUUGUCUUUGAUUGUAAUUUUGUAUUUUCUGUUCGUUUGAAAUAUCAAACAAUAAUAAUGUUAGUAUGGAGAAAUAAAAGUAAUUUAUUUAUUCAUAAAGCUAUUAUUAUAUUGAAGUUUGGUAAUAUGAAUUAAGUGCGUAUAAUGUAUAUGAAGAAUUUAGAAACAAUAUGACUAUCGCUGUCCCAGUUCUAUGGGAAAUACUUUCGUUUGAGAAUUAGUAUUGUUGGAAGCAUUUAACGGCCUGCAGAACAUUGGUGCUUAAACUGUUUCAAAAUAAAAUCUUAUAUUUGUUUCAAUAGCCACUACAUUCAUUCGAAUUAUUUUAUUUAUUGCAUAAUUAGGAUUAUUAUAAUCUAUAUUACGUCAUCGUUUUAUUGUAUUUGAGUUUCGAUCAUUCGUCUCGCGAACAAUCUCCGAUAAUUUCCUUUUUGUCAUUGAUGUAAAUUUUUCUUUAAAUUCAUAAAGCUUUGCGACACUUAUUUUAAGCUGGAACUAUUUGAAGUGUUACGCGCAACAAACUAUCAAAAUUUAGUGUUGCCAUAUUUAGUCAAGAAAAGUAAUUUAAUUUUUAUCUUUAAGUGGUGGCUGUAUAAGAUAAAUUGAAUAAUAUUCUUUACAUUAAGUUUUUUCAUUUUGUCUGGUUACCAACAGACAGUGUUUUCUCGAAUAUUAGAAAUCAUUUGCUCUCAUUUCAUACAAUUGAUCAGUUUUCUAUAAAUAAUAUUCAUACUAAAUUGAAAAGGAAAAUAUGGUUUGUGUGCACUCCAAUGUCGGCCACAAUCUCCGCUUUAUGCCGUAUACAAAAUAUGCCUUGAUAAUUUAUUACAUAUUUUUUUGGUAUUUACCUAUGUAUAUUUAAUUUAAAACUUAGCGCCAAAUUCUUGCACAAAUACAGACUAUUAAGGUGUUAUUAAGUAACUUUAUUUGGACAAACCGAAAUAUAUAUAUAUAUUUUGCCGCAUUGGUUCAUAAGUUUAGUAAAAAAAAAGCUAAGCUAAUAUCAACUAUAUUUUAUUUCUGCAACUUAUACAAUUAAUACAAUUUGGUACAUCUUUGGUUUAAAUACUUAACAUCGAUUCAAUGGAAUGCAAGUUUUUGGAUUGUUAUUUACAUAUAUAAUUGUUUCAUUUAUAAAAUAAUAAAUGAUGUUCGAAAUA